GGGGCCUGAGGUGGACUCCCUGUUGUGAUGGCCAGGAUUAGUCAAAGGACCUGCUUACCUGGAAUACAUCUCAGCACCCCAAUCAUCAUCCUUAUCCAAGAGUUAUCACUACAAGCCAUUGAAGUGGAAACUUCUGGUUUCUUUGGAAAGUCAAAUGUGUCAAAUGACAUUUUGCUGGAGCAGAUGGGUGAAAGAAUGUUAUGCUAAACCAGACACGUGAAAGAAUGUUUUGCUCUAGCAGACACGUGGCAGGACACGUGAUGUUCAGAAGGAAUAUGAAUGUGACCCCACAGACAUGGAAGGCAUUGGUUUGCUUUUCUCUGCCUCACUAGUCUUCGCUGACGUCAGGCAUAUAUCGGUUCACCUUAUGUUCUGUUACUGAGCUUCGCUGUGGCGGCAUCAUAGAGAAAACUUGCCAAGGAACUUCUCGUGGCAUUCCUGGAUUGAACUGCCCCUGCUGAUUCGUAUGUGGCAUCUGCUGAGUGGACUGGCCUGCAGCUGCUGUUUCACGUUCGGUGUUUGCUAGUGGACCGGACUGAGAACAAGGAGUACAAAGAAUUAUUUCUAAAAGAUUCACCUCCCCACACCCUAAUAACGUUCUUUUCCACUGCCUCUGCUGGGUGGUGGGCUAGAGUGGAGGUGGGACCCUUAUUAAAGCAGGCUGUGAAAUAUAUAUGCCAACAGGCAUGAAUAGGUGCCAGAAAGAGAGGGGGACAGAGAGAACCUGCCAGCUUACAGUAAGAAAGGGCAAAGUGAGGAUUAGAGAAAAGAGUUCCUUCCGUGGCCUUCGGGUGAAGCACCAGUGGGGUUCCCACACGUGAAACAAAAGGAACGAGCAGACAGUGGAAGGGACUCACAGGGACCAUCUCUUAGCCCCACGCUCACUCUCAAACAAAUCAGAGAAAUCAGAACAAACAGAUCUAACUCAGCUACGUGUGGGAAUGAACUUGUUCACUGUGAAUGGAGAUUUCAGGCUAUUUUUCUAAUUCAUCGAUCUUGUCUCUGAGCUUCAGUUCUCCUUGAGUGGGGAGAUGGUAAUGGUCUUUCUGAAUAAACAAACAAACUGUGUCUCAAGAAACUACAGUAAAAACCAAAACAACAACAACAACAACAAAAGAAAACAACUCAGGGAGACCUCAGACUAGACCCAGUGUAUGCCUGAGACGGACAUUCAGUGGUUAGUGCUGAGCUGAGGUCAUAGUUAGUAGGCGCCUCUCCUGGGUUCCCUACAAUGCAUGCUCACCUUCCCCAACAGCUAUGCACCCUCCAGGAUGCUUUCUGCCAUUGCUCUGGGCCUCAUGUAGAAGAGGGUUGUAGAACAUUUCUUAGCUCUCCUAGUAAAGGUGUUCCUAAUGCAAUCACAUUUUAAAUGUAUGCUAUAACUUUUUUUCUUCCAAUCAUUUAUCAUAUCAUCAAGCUUGGUCCGCAGAUGUGAUGUAUAUAUUUCUUCGUCUCUGAAAUACACAUCAUGGAUCAUGCUUUAUCUUGUGUUUCCUGAGCUCCUGUUUUUUGAGUUCUUUCUAAACAUUUGCUUUGACUUUUCUUUCAUAUUAAUAGCUUUGGAAAGUAUGUGGUGAUUUUUGGUUGAUUUUAUAUAACCUUAAGCACUGAGAGGCUGAAUGACAAACCUAUGACCUGGGUAGGUCACAUCAGAAGCAAAUGAGUGGAGCUGGCCUUUGACAGUUGCAAGCACAUCAUCUGUGGUCUUUCCUCCUCCUUGAGACAGUUGUAUUGAAUUUCACUUGGAGGCUAUUAUGUCAGGCAGCAUCUUAUUCAGGGUUUCUAUUCCUGCACAAACAUCAUGACCCAGAAGCAAGUUGGGGAGGAAAGGGUUUACUCAGCUUACACUUCCACAUUGCUGUUCAUCACCAAAGGAAGUCAGGACAGGAACUCAAGCAGGUCAGGAAGCAGGAGUGAUGCAGAGGCCAUGGAGGGAUGUUACUUACUGGCUUGCUUCCCCUGGCUUGCUCAGCUUGCUCUCUUAUACAACCCAGGACCUCUAGCCCAGGGAUGGCACCACCCACAAGGGGCUGGGUUCUUCCUCCUUCAUCACUAGUUGAGAAAACAUCUUACAGCUGGGUCUCAUGGAGGCAUUUCCUCAAGGGAGGCUCCUUUCCCUGUGAUAACUCCAGCUUGUGUCAAGUUGACACACAAAACCAACCAGCACAGACAGCAAUUAAGUUGCUUCUAAGGGGCAGACUGGAGAGGGUCCUGGCUCAGAGUUCUGAAUGCAGGUUUUUAUUUUGUCUUCCCGUUUGGAUUAUGGCACCAUAACUGUGAUUUUAGCUACCCUGUCCUUCUAUACUCAUGUUUCUUUAACUUUGUAUGGGAGAAUGUGUCUGCUCACCCAUAGACCAACAAUAGACCAAAGUAACAAUUUACCCACACGCAGCUCAGUGAGCCAAUGAGGAUUCUGGGCUUACUUACAGAACAUAAAUAAGAGAAUAUAACAGAAUUGGGGAUAGCCUAAAGCAUCCAGCUGCAUUACUGCAGAGUCCCACCCCAUCGUGAAGGACCAUGUCAUGGAAGCCACGUCAUGGAGUUUCCCCUUUCAGCAAACAUAUAUUAUGCUCAAGCAACACCUAGGAUCACUAGCAGUUGGGAGAGAGCAGAAAGGAAUAAUGGCUAGACUCCAUGAUGAGGCUCCCGGCUUCUCCUUCCUCUGCCUUUUAAGAAAUAUUGGCAAUACUAUUACCAUUGCCUGGCUGUUCCUUACUGUUCUACUCUACAUUGCCACAUGUACUCUCUACACCAAGAUGGUGAUCAUUUUCUGCCUGGAGGAGCAAGCCGCACUGCAGCCACCUGGGAUCUGCACCUGAACGCACUCUGCCAGCUGAGCUACAGCCCAGCUCUUCAGCCUCAAGUCUCAAACCCAGAGUGUCCACUUCAUUCUCUCCAAGGAGUGAUUGCCCCAUUCUUCCUCCAAGGCUCAGAAGGGGCAACGGACUCUUCUCCAUCCCAGGAAAGAAGAUGGUGGCCUUUAAAUGACUUCACAAACCGACUUCUAACCUGUCCUGUUGUCCAUGGGCUGCCUCCAGAUUCUCUUAGUUUUUCCAGAUUGUAGGGCAAGAUCCAGACUGCUCUGCCUUGAUUUCUCUUUCGGUGGGCACUUGGGGGUUUGUUUCAUCACAUCUGGUAUUCCUGUUCUUCCUCUAUGGCUUAGAUCACUUAGAUCACUGUUUUUUUUUUUUAACUGUUUUUGCCUUUCCCAAGUAUUUUUAGGUAUUGGAAGGGUUGGAGCACUGUAUCCAGUGCACUUCUUCUAACAGGGUUAUAGGUACAUUCUAUAGACUCCCAUAAGUUGUGGCAAAACUUUGACCUUUGAAGUUGGUUUCCAUUCAAGGGCUACAGUCAAAUAUCAGACAGAUCCACAGUCAACCCCCAACUUCCUGGCCUCAUCAUAAUCAAUUCCUUUAUCUUUGGAAACAGGAUAAAGAACUAAGUAUGGACACAUGACUGCAUUUAUUUUUCAUUGCAACUUGACAGAAUUGUCUGGGACCUACAAACAGCCUUUAAAACAUGACCAAAGACAUGUAUGCUCUACAAAGGCCGAGUGAGCUCUCUGCCCACCAUUAUGUGUGCUGGCCCUUUUAUUUGUAAGUCGUUUGCUCACUAUUUUGAAUAAAGCAGAAAUUAUAAUUGAAUAGUAAGUCCUGCACCUGGAGAAAGACCUUUUGAGAUCAGAACCACCUCCUGGCCUCUAAAGUAGUCCCACUGGAUGGCUGAUACCAUCUUGGCUCUGGAUGCUAAGCAAACAUUUGCUUAUCCCAUUCCUGAGAGGUCAAGUUCAUCACUGUUCAAAUGUUUGUAAUAAAAAAAAAACAGUUUUGUUAACAGAAGGGACAAAGCCUGGCAGAUAACAAGGAUGUGGUCUUGUGCACUGAGUCAGGAAGGGCACAAGGCAGCUAGCCAGGACCUUCAUCUGGUUCCUGCUAUUUAGAAUCCCCCAAGUCUCAGCACUUGUUAUUAAAGAAUCAAAGUUAAUCUGGAAAAAAUGGCAUUAGUCAUGAUUUUGAUGCUCAAAUAACCACUUAGAGCCAAAACUAAUGUUCUUUAUUUUUGGUUGUGAGCCUAACUUUUGCUUUAAAUUUUUUUUUUUCCGGAGCUGGGGACAGAACCCAGGGCCUUGCGCUUGCUAGGCAAGCGCUCUACCACUGAGUGAGCCUAACUUUUAAUGACUCAGCCAUCUCUCCAGCCCCCAAACUGGUAUUCUCUAGGCCAAACGGGGCAACUCCCAUCGUUGAAAAAGAGAUUUAACUAUAAAAUUGGCAUUUCGUAUGGCUCCAGGACUUCCUUCCUAGGCAGAUCCUGGGCAUGCUUGUUUGGGGGUUUCGGACGGUGUUAAAGAAUGCGUGCACAGCACCCCGAGUUGGCGGCUUCUGAAGGCAAUGCUCCGCUGCACGUGUUUGUUGGGUCACUUGGAUUUUUAAAGCCCCACUACUCCUAGCAACCCUUUUAUAUUCUUACGUGGAAAUGCAUUUGGGGAGAGGGAGACAAGACUCUGUGUGGAAGAUGUUUGGAAAGUUGUUCACAUGAGCUUUAUACUUAAAGAUAGUUUUAUGGGUCCAGAUCCAAAACGGCGGUGAUAGCUCCUGGAUUUCUUGCCUGUUAGGUGUAUCUUGAACCAUUGAGGAUGAUCAGGGCCCUCGCUCUUCUUCCUCACAUUGCCCUGAGGGGUGAACAUGCCGAGGGUCUUCCUGAAGUCACACUGUUGAGCACACAAGGGAUCCAAGUUCAUCACUAUUCCCAUCUCUGCAUCAGAACUAGGCGCUCUCUCUCUCUCUCUCUCCCUCUCUCUCUCUCUCUCUCUCUUAUAACUUUCAUGUGACUCAACUUCACCCAGCAAAAAGAUGAGUAGAGAGAACCCCAGCUUAUCCCACAGCACUGGUUUGCACUACUGUUACUCUUGGUGUGGAUCAGAAAGCACACAGGGUUUUACUGUCACCUUUUCUUCUAUCAAAUGAUGAGCAGUUCACUCAUCUUCUGUUCCUUUGCUUAUGCUAGGAGAUGACAUAAAUAAGAAACUUAUUAAAAAAACAAACAAACAAACAAACAAACAAACUGUUUGCUAGGCAUGGUGGCACAUGUCUUUAAUACCAGCACUCAAGAGGUGGGAGAGUUCAAGAACACCCUUGUCUAUGUAGCAAUUUCCAGACCAGCCAGUUGCACAGUGACACCCUGUCUCAAAAAAAAAAAAAAAAAAAGGUUAAAAAAAAAAGAAAGAAAAGAAAAGAAAGAAAGAAAGAAACCAAAGUGCUGAUUUACAACAAUUCAAAAUUUAUAUUACAACCAAGAAAAUCUAAAAAAGGAAACUGACUAAACAAAGUCAUAGCAGGCUAAAUACUGGGAGAUUCAUGGUUUGGAGAGAUGGCUCAGUGGUUAAGAGCACUGACUGCUCUUCCAGAGGUCCUGAGUUCAAUUCCCAGUAACCACAUGGUGGCUCACAACCAUCUGUAAUGGGGUCUGAUGCCCUCUUCUGGUGCGUCUGAAGACAGCGACAGUGUACUCAUAUAUAAUAAAUAAAUCUUUUUUAAAAAAGAUUCGUUUUGUGGGAAGGUCUGUGUAAGAGAAUUUAAAGUGAAAAGAAGAUGAAUGCAAAAUGCACACAAAACAAUUUAAUUUUAAAAGACCGUUAAUUUAGGGGCUGGGGAUUUAGCUCAGUGGUAGAGCGCUUGCCUAGGAAGCGCAAGGCCCUGGGUUCGGUCCCCAGCUCCGAAAAAAAAGAGCCCAAAAAAAAAAAAAAAAAAAAAAAAGACCGUUAAUUUCUAGACAUACUGUGUUCUAAGCAGUGAAACAACUGCUUUAUUUCUCUUUGUAUUGCUGACAUUCAAGAUGAAACAGAGUGAGCUUCUUGCUCUGGAAGCAGGGUUAGCUCCCCGUUCUUUGUGAGCCAAGUCUUUGAACAAUAUCAUUUCAUCGUUCUCUCUAGACCAGAAUAUCUCAGUUCAAACACUGGGGGGAAAUGCUUUUGAAGUUUGCAGAUCAAUAAGAACUUCCUGCUUUGCAUGAAGCUCAAAAGGUAGAGACCCCAAACCAGAGAGGGUGAAGGGAGUUGAGAGAUGCUUAAAUACUGGGGCCUGAUUGCUCGGGGCAGUCACUGAGGUGGUUCCCAGGCAACAUGAAGGCUCUCCCAACUCUCCUCACUCUGGGGCUCCUCCUGCUUUCCAUCACAGUCCAGGGCAAGGUCCUCAACCGAUGUUUGCUAGCCAGAACUCUACAAAGAUUUGGACUAGGUGGCUUCAAAGGAAUCAGCCUGGCGAAUUGGAUCUGUUUGGCUAAGUCGGUGAGUGGUUAUGACACAAAAGCUAUAAAAUACAACCAUGAAGACCGAAGCACCAACUAUGGGAUAUUUCAGAUUAGUAGCCGAUACUGGUGUAAUGACAGCAAAACCCCAGGAUCAAAGAACUUUUGUCGGGUGUCCUGCAAAGCUUUGCUGAAGAAUAACAUCAAGGCUAGUGUAACUUGUGCGAAGAGGAUCGUGAAGGAUCCACGAGGAAUUACUACAUGGUAUGUUUUCAUUGUUAAAGAGGAAAACUGCGCGGGGGCAGGCAUUGUACGUUCCUUUAAUCCAGCACUCUGGCCUAGGCAGAUGCAGGCCAAAGAUCACUGCCGAAGGUCUCUGUGAGUUUGAGGCCAAACAUGGUCUACAGAGUGAGUUCCAGGACAGCCAGGGCUACACAGACAAAGCCUAUCUGGGGGAUAUUGGGCAGGGGGAGGGUGCUAGGUGGGAUGAACUGCUUUAAGCUCCCCUCCCACUGACACCUAAGAGCAGACAUUCUAAGAACAAAAUAAUGGCAUUUCUUGGCUCAGCGUGUAAGAAACUCAGAAUCCCCCACUUCUAUUCCUAGAGUCACUUUAGGAUACUCUGAGAAUUCCCACAGUCAAGGACUGAGGAGAUGACUCAGUAAACGUGUUGGCUUCACGAGCAUAAAAACCUGAGAGUGCUUUCCAAACCCCACAAAAAACAGCCAGGCGUGGAGGUGUGUGCUUGCUGUCCCAGGGGCGGUGCUGGCCAGGCAGCAUAGCCAACUGGGUGAGCACCAGGCCCAGCAGGAGACCCUGCCUCAAAAAACUGACAUUCUCCUCUAUCCUCUGCACACAUGGCGGGCAUGCACGCACACACGCACACACACACACACACACACACAGUCAUUUCCCUCACUCUACUCCUUCCUUGCCAUAUCUUAAAACUGUCCAUAAGAAAAUGAAAUGCAUGACUCAACACAAUUUCCUCUGUCCUGCGCUCCCGAGAGGGUGUUGGGAGAAGCAAUGCACUUGUGCACACACUGAGUCACUGCUUUCUGGAUGCACCUGUUGCUCAUGUUUUAUUGUUUAUAUAUUAUUUUGGCUCUCAAGAGUUUGGAAGUGUGCAUCUCAUAAAGAAGAUGGAUUUGAGCCCUUUUCUGUUUGCUUUUCUUUACAGGGAGGCAUGGAGGAAAAACUGUGAGCACAAAAACCUCUUUCAGUACGUUCAGGGCUGCAGUCUAUAACCGCUUCCCUGCUCAGAUCAUUCGCUCUUUCUCAGAGCAUGGCAAACAAGUUAGGUCAAAGGUCACCCUGCUGUAGUUCCCCUUCGGACAAAGUGGAGCUGCACAGGAGCGAGAGCUAGAAGAAAUGAGUCUUCUGAGAAACUUCCUGUCCACUGGUUUCUCUGUGCAGUCCUGGUUGUCCUCAAACUCACUCUGUAGACCAGGCUGGCCUCAAACUCAGAGAACCGUCUGCCUCUGCCUCCAGAGUGCUGGUCUUAAAGGCUUACACCACCAUCACCACCCAGCUACCUAGUGUGAUUAUCAUUUGAUGAUAAGCCUAGAUUUUUCAGCUUGUGAGUGAAACUGAAGUGGUAGAGUAUUUCUCUAACUCCUUGCUUUUCAAAUGCUUCUCUAACAUGCCAUUCUCCUUCAACAAAGGAACUCAGGUUUAAUCAUGAACAAUGGACUCUUCCUCAUACACACACACACACACACACACACACACACACACACACACACACACACACACACUCAGCUUAGGCAAAACUCACAGCUAUGGUGGUAUCUGAUCCCUUCGUCUGUUUGAACUACUCCAAAAACCUUAAAGUUGUCCACUGUUGGGUAAGGCAACAUUUGCAAAGGUGACUUCUAAAUGACUGAACUCAGGAGACUUAGCUGUUGUUUUCCUGUACUGACCUUUGGCUGCGGCGUUUGCCUGACGUGCUUGAGAAAUAAAUGUACCCCUGCUUGUGACAAUCUGUGCCCCCCUUGGCUGACUGUUCCUGUGCAUCUUACUGACCAAGAGGGAUCCAUGAGCUGUUCUGUCCUGAAUUUUCUUAAACUUACAUUCAGACAUUUCAUCCACAUCCGAGAUAGACAAGUUUGCGUUGGAAUUAACAGCAGCAGUGAAGGUGUUCGUGCAUUGAAAGUGCACAUAUUGACAUUAGUGGAUUUGCAAUGCACAUACUGUCUGCCACCAUUACACUCCUCUAGUGUCCACGGAGAAAUAAUGACAUAUAAUAUAUAAGUAUAUACGGUAUCUUGAAUUUCUUCUGGAUCCUCGCCAAAUGUCAAUAGCUGUGGUAGGAAAAGCCAAUGGUGUGUUGUAGUGCUUGUUUUCCUGUUGCUGUGAUAAACACCAUGGCCGAAAGCAAACUGGGGAGGAAAGGGUUUCUCUCAGAUAACAGUUCAGCAAUGAGAGAAGUCAGGGGGUAGAGGGUGGGGAGGAACUAAAGCAGAAGCAGAGGGAAGAGGAGGAGAAAGCCACUCUCAGCUCAACCUAGCCACCUUCCUAACACAGUGAAAGUCGCCCACACGGGACUGCGUCAAUCAGGGAAAUGUCCCCACAUUUCAAUCUGGUGACGGCAAUUCUUCCCUCUAGGGACUAUUGCAGUUACCCAUCACAUUCAUCAACAAAUCUGGCAUUAAAGAUAUAGAUGCA
Molecule: messenger RNA, 8910 nt
Organism: Rattus norvegicus (Norway rat)
Lineage: Eukaryota; Metazoa; Chordata; Mammalia; Rodentia; Muridae
Source: RefSeq, a predicted model, not a curated record